This is a messenger RNA of Radiomyces spectabilis, 901 nucleotides long. RefSeq lists its product as uncharacterized. The transcript has 2 exons. Bases 1 to 783 code for a protein of 260 amino acids. NCBI's taxonomy places the organism in Eukaryota, Fungi, Mucoromycota, Mucoromycetes, Mucorales, Radiomycetaceae. The record is from RefSeq and is a predicted model, not a curated record.
AUGGCUGACGAACGCACUAUAGCCGAUAUUACUUCCCGCGAACUCGAAGCCCUCGUUGAUCCCGUGGCUACCACUCCUCAAUUUUUGCCGCCUCACGUACCUGACCCGGUCGAUCCUGCCACGUUAUCACCUGGCUCUGUACCGCCAUUGCCUGCUGCCCCAGACUUACCGGAUAUUUCUGCUAUGCCUCCUACCACGCCCAACGAUAUGUCAACCAACGACCCUGAUACGAUCAUCAACGAUGCUGAUCAAGCUGAAGAUAUUGCCGCCGACAACCCUGAUACCGUUAUCAACGAUGCUGACAUUUCUACCGACGUGGCUGAUAUCCCUAUCAACGAUGUUGAUCUCGCUGAUGCUUCUGAAGUCUUCGUUGACGCCCUUACCCAUGACGACGCCGCAUCUGACGAGUCUCCUGUACCGCUUGCUCCGCCUAGCACUUCCUCACCCCAAGUCGCUCAAUUUCCGCUCGCCGAUUCACUUGUGUCCAUUCCCAUUGCCGAUAAUGCUACCGACCAUAAUGUCGAACUGCCGAACGCUUUUGAAGUUGAACGAGGAUGUACAACAAGCUUAGGGAGGGAUAAUGUCGAGCUGAAAAACAUUCCGGUUCCACAGACGCGAUCACGUGACGUCAGGAAUAUCCCUCCUAUGGUGCACUCAGGCAAAAAGCGCAAAGUCCAGCCUCUUCUCCCGCCUCGGCAAAAACAGCGAAAUAUAAUUCCGAGACUUUAUAUGAUUGGUCGACGCUAUCCGCGUAUCCCAUUGGCUCACCGCGAUUGCCGCUAGGCUUCGCUCCGCUUCUCACUCACAUUGGUCACUGCUUAGCUUCUUCUUUGAAAACUUUUGAUUGGUAUCGCAAGCAAACCAAUGGAUACUUCUUUAUUAUUUUUAGAGCAGAUUUCAU